UAUAUCGAUUACGGCCCACCACUAAUACUUCUUUCUUUCCGGUGUAGCCCCUUGAAACGCACGCACGAAAUGGCUGCACACAAAUCGUUCAGGAUAAAGCAGAAGCUUGCUAAGAAGCUGAAGCAGAACAGGUCCGUUCCUCAAUGGGUUCGCCUACGUACUGGAAACACAAUUCGGUACAACGCUAAGCGCCGUCACUGGAGGCGUACCAAGUUGAAGCUGUAAGCUGGCGAUUACAGAAGCUCCACACUGCGUUGGAUUGCUGAAUAUCUUUUCAAGAAUAUAAAAUAAAUUCGUUUACAAAAGUUCGAAUUGAAA
Messenger RNA from Drosophila bipectinata, 318 nucleotides. RefSeq names its product ribosomal protein L39 (gene RpL39). The record is from RefSeq and is a predicted model, not a curated record. Gene Ontology annotation, cellular component: ribosome; cytosolic large ribosomal subunit. Gene Ontology annotation, molecular function: structural constituent of ribosome. Lineage: Eukaryota; Metazoa; Arthropoda; Insecta; Diptera; Drosophilidae. Gene Ontology annotation, biological process: translation.